GAAUUGAUCCAGAAGGAAUUGGCAUAUUUCCAGAACUUCUAGAAUGUGCCACAUUUUACACAUAUCUCCGACCUCAGUCCUCCCGCAUUAAUGUACGCGCUCUGUCUCACCGCCCCCAAGACGUAACCAGAACUGUCCCCCUUCCUAACACGGCAAGCGUUCUCUUUCUCCGAUGCGCGUACGUGACGAACCCGCAUUGUUUGGUAACAAAGUGGACCUGGAUCUGUUCACGUGUAGACAGGAGAAUGGCUUGUUGCUUGACAGUGUGGAUCUGCUAACUACCGAGUCAUGCCACGUUGGGUGCUAGCGCCGGGAAUCGAUGGCGCAAAGAUUCCGCCGAACGGGUUAUUUCCUAUGGGAUUUUAGAACAAGUGCACUUAAAUCUGCAUGCUGGAUGCGACAUUACGAUGCAACGUGGACGAGCUGUCAAAAACACCUGAUGUGAUAAUGCAUUUCACUGCCGCGAUAUGAUCCUCGCGCCUUCGCCUUCGCCUUCACUAUUGAGACAUGGAAGGGGAGUUGUCUCAGAGACUGGAAUACUUCUAGAAUACGGAGUUGUCUGUCAGGGCUGUUCACUGAGACAUUUAACAAACCUGCAUCAAAAAACCCCUUGGCCGAACUCCCUUGGUGUUGGGCCGUCGGCAGCGAAACCCACCACACCGUCACGACGAUCUGCAUAACAAACUUCUCGAUCCAAGACACGUCCCCGAUAAUCAAGGAGGGGCCAAGUGGAUCGUCACCACCAGUUCAACUCGUGCAUCCCUGUUUUCUAGCUCUAGACCCCAGUUGAUAUGCCUCAAACAACCAGAAAGAAUUGCAGAACCAACACGCAUACUGCAAGACAAAAUGAUGAUUCUUUCAAUCAUGUACUGAUGUCCCUCGGUUUUACUAGCUGCGCUUUUUAAUCCGCUGUCUCUGAUCUGUGAUGAAAAUGAAGUUAUAAAAGGAAGCUCGUGAACCGGCCUAGUAGGGAUCCAUCAGACGCUCAGACUCUCCUACCCUCGUAAACCAUCAAGUCAUACCUAAUCUCCCCUUGUCGAUCGAAAUGUCUUUCCCCUUGUGUCUACCCUGGCCUCAGCGAGCCUACUGGGGCGAGUUUGACCUCGACGGGCUCAAGAUAAAACCUAGAGACCGUGCCCUACACGAUUCAAGUUCCACCACCGAUAUCCCCCCGUACUUCUGGGGCAAGGGUCUCCGGGGCCGUGGGCUCGGGAGACUCCUCACCCGAAGGACUGCCAAGCCCAGACAUUCUGGGUACGCUGAAGCUAGAAGUCUGAUCGGACGCGGUACUGUUGAUGAUCUCCAGCGACUCUCGUAUCAAGCAAGCACUUUCGUUAUUGAAGUAUUUGAAGAUAUUGAAGAUGCUUCUGGUGCUUCGUCAACUGAAUCCUUGUCGUCAGGUCCCAGAGUAACUCACCUAAGACUCUCCCCUGAGCUAGAGGCAUGGAAAUCCUCCCAGCAUGCGAUCGGCAAUGUCUUGCCGCCCAAAGGCGCUGGGUUGAGCCCUGUAUCCCAAGAGAUCCUCCACAUCCUUGGCGCAGAGGAUUGGCCUGAAGCUCUCAAGACGACGAACGCCCUGUUUGGAUGCGGUAUCGCUAGUCUUCUCAUGGGUGCUGCUGAUUCAACCACCAUGUUCUCCAACUACGUAACCGACAUGGCGUUCUAUUACGAACACGGAUACAACUACGUAUUUCCCAACCUUGAGCCGCUGUUGGAGAAGGGUCUUAAUGAUCCUCAUGCGCUACGAACCCCUGGCGGUCGAGAGCGUCGCGAUGCAGUGGCCAUUGGCAAGCGAUACAUCCAGGGCAAGAUCGCCCUUGAGAAGAAGCACAAGGGCCAUCUGCUGAACCGCUCUGCGCGUCUUGAUCGACGAACUGCUCAGAUCGUUUCACUGUCUGAGAGUAGUCUUCUUGGCAUGGCGGCUGAGGCUACGGCACGAGGCUUUGACCCUGGCGCUGUCAUGGCCGAUCUUGUGUUUAGUUCACCAGGUACCGAUGUCGUUGACGUUGGAUGCGACCUUGUCAACUCAGAGGUCAUGAACUCGUUCUUGAAUGUCACUGAUAUCACGGAUACUGGUGUUGUGAGUGAGGAUGUUUUGAGGAGAAUCUAUGAUGCGUAUGCUGUUAUGGGCGCGAGGAUGCUCACUCAGCGUUGGCACGAACCUGUUGCGAGGAUGUGUGCUGCGCUGUAUACAUGGCAUAUCCAGAACGAUCGACAUAUGUUCUUCCGUCGUGCUUUGUUGGGUUGGUCGAAGGCAAGGAAGACGCCUGCUCAGCCUCAGAGUGAGGGCGAUUUCGAUGAGGUGUUCGACAAGCAAUUCCGUCUGACUGGAUUCUCUCGUCCUCUCGAGGCCAAGUACGCUUGCAACGGGGAAGACACCUGCGAUCACGUCCACGACCAUCUUGCGCGUUACCAAGAAGAGCCACUUCUCGAAGAGCUCUGGUGGUACCUCGUCACUGGCCCACUCGAGUAUGUCCGGGGUGGCAAGGUUGACGAGGCUCGCGAAUUGGAAUUAGCCGAAGGGUCGAGGCUACGAAUGGCCAAGCUUUUCGCUAAGGGUCGGGUAUUGGAGAUGGUCUGGUUGAUUGCCCAUGCGAACCAUCACGCUUGGCAGGUCAACUACUUGUUUGAGGCUGCCAUGUUUGGUAGCAUUCUUGAUGGCGGGAAAUUGAUUGGAAAGCUGGAUAGAAAGGAUCAAUGAUUAUGGGCCAUGAUGCGAUGAUGAUUGGAUGAUUUACGGACUGCGUUGUGUUUUCUAGAGUUGCUUGAUUAUGAUAUCUCUUAUGUUUAGUACAGAUUACGAAUUGUUCUUCCAUAUUAUUUCACUGAGCCUUCAAUGGUAAAAUAUCUUUGUGAUCAUCCAUG
Molecule: messenger RNA, 2865 nt
Organism: Fusarium verticillioides 7600
Lineage: Eukaryota; Fungi; Ascomycota; Sordariomycetes; Hypocreales; Nectriaceae
Exons: 1
Coding region: 1046-2701 (551 amino acids)
Source: RefSeq, a predicted model, not a curated record